UGUUUUUGAAGCCCAGUAAAAAAUAAUUGUUUUUGUUAAGUUCACCCAAUUUAUGUAAUAGUGGUUGGGCUGAAACAAUAACCUUGAUUUUGGGCUUUAAUACGACCCUUAUUUAGAUGGGCCGGGUUAAACCGUACCCGCCACAACACACCUACACCUACUUUCCACAGUAUCGAUCCUGCAAGUCAUCGUCUUCAAUUGGCAUCUGAAGAAGAAGAAGAAGAAGAAAGGAGCCAUGACAAUGUUUAGAUCUAUCUCCAUGGUAAUGCUGCUCGUCGCACUAGUUACAUUCAUUUCUAUGGUUUCUUCUGCUGCUUCGUCCCCAGAAGCCGACUUUGUUAAGAAGACUAUCUCUUCCCAUAAGAUCGUCAUUUUCUCCAAAUCCUACUGCCCCUACUGCAAGAAAGCUAAAUCAGUGUUCAGAGAGCUGGAUCAAGUUCCUUAUGUUGUCGAGCUUGAUGAAAGAGAAGAUGGUUGGAGCAUCCAGACUGCACUUGGAGAGAUUGUUGGAAGGCGAACAGUACCGCAAGUCUUCAUUAACGGAAAACAUCUCGGAGGAUCAGAUGAUACCGUAGAUGCGUAUGAGAGCGGUGAACUCGCCAAGCUUCUUGGUGUUUCCGGGAACAAAGAAGCUGAACUCUAGGUUAUAUAUAGUUGGAAGAAUUGAUAACACUCUCUGUGAUGCUUAGGUGUAAGCAAUUCAAUUUCCAUUUGUAUUGUGUUCUGCAGCUUGAUCAUGACCUUGUGACAGCUUGAUCUUGCCUUUUAAACGUAUCUUAUCAAAGACCACAUUCUGAGUUAUACAAAUUGGGUUGAGGAAUCAAAU
Messenger RNA from Arabidopsis thaliana (thale cress), 826 nucleotides. RefSeq names its product Glutaredoxin family protein. The record is from RefSeq and is marked reviewed. Lineage: Eukaryota; Viridiplantae; Streptophyta; Magnoliopsida; Brassicales; Brassicaceae. The transcript is spliced from 4 exons. The coding region runs from base 236 to 643 and encodes 135 amino acids. Gene Ontology annotation, cellular component: endoplasmic reticulum membrane; cytoplasm. Gene Ontology annotation, molecular function: catalytic activity.